AUGGUGAUUAAAGUCAUUUUUGUUGUGAUGUGCCUGCUUGUGUCUCAAGGAAGUGUAAGGGUCACACUGAGCACCUCGUGCUGUAACACAGACAACUGCAACACCGGAAGUCCUCCAGGAUUCUCUAAGGACACACUGAGCACCUCGUGCUGUAACACAGACAACUGCAACACCGGAAGUCCUCCAGGAAUCUCUAAGUACACACUGAGCACCUCGUGCUGUAACACAGACAACUGCAACACCGGAAGUCCUCCAGACGAAUGCAACACCGGAAGUCCUCCAGUUAAUUUAGCUGGACUGAGCACUAGCGUGAAGGGCUGUGCCACCCAAAGUGUCUGCUCUGGAGCGUUUUCACAGGAGCUGGACUCGGUGGCUACGGAACUGACCUGUUGUGAGGGGGAUCUGUGCAACGCCAAGGAAGAUUAUUUUCUUUUUUUUUUGUGGUUUCUAUCGGUCCAUCAAUUGGAUUAUGGGUUUGUGUUUUCCUCAGGACUACAUCAUUUUUGUUGUUGUUUGUUUGCAGGUCGUUCAAUUGCUGAAGUAAAUGUCAAAAGCUGCACCCCAUCUGGUGAAUGUCUCAAUGGUUCCCUGAACACAGGAACUCUAAGGCGCACACUGAGCACCUCGUGCUGUGACACAGACAACUGCAACACUGAACGUCCUUCAGGUAAUUGUUUUGUGCUGAUGGAAUCACAUGAUGAAUCUAAUGUUCAGGGAGGAGUAAUUAGUGUAGCUGGACCGAACGCUACCAUAAAGGGCUGUGCCACCCAAAGUGUCUGCUCUGGAGCAUUUUCAGAUGAGCUGGACUUGUUGGCUGUGGAACUGACCUGCUGUGAGGGGGAUCUGUGCAACAGUGCCUGCAGUGCUACACACAGUGUCCUGUUCCUGCUGUGGCCCCUGGGCUCUGUUCUGCUCUUCCACUGAGCUGGCUUCAUCUCAGGGUGACUCCUCUGCUUGGAGAUGGGCUGCUAUUUUCAACACAAACUUGUUAAUGGCUGUUAAAUCAAAUA
This is a messenger RNA of Clupea harengus (Atlantic herring), 1010 nucleotides long. RefSeq lists its product as uncharacterized. Lineage: Eukaryota; Metazoa; Chordata; Actinopteri; Clupeiformes; Clupeidae. The transcript is spliced from 8 exons. Bases 1 to 924 code for a protein of 307 amino acids. The record is from RefSeq and is a predicted model, not a curated record.